Spinacia oleracea (spinach) is the source of this 1786-nucleotide messenger RNA. RefSeq names its product amino acid transporter AVT1I-like. The transcript has 2 exons. NCBI's taxonomy places the organism in Eukaryota, Viridiplantae, Streptophyta, Magnoliopsida, Caryophyllales, Amaranthaceae. Gene Ontology annotation, biological process: amino acid transmembrane transport. The record is from RefSeq and is a predicted model, not a curated record. Bases 414 to 1715 code for a protein of 433 amino acids. Gene Ontology annotation, cellular component: vacuolar membrane. Gene Ontology annotation, molecular function: L-amino acid transmembrane transporter activity.
UGGUUUACUGCGGAGUACUCCAUAUAAAAUAUAAAUAGUCUUUACUCUCGUCACACAUAUUGUUUUUAAUCCACAAAUGAUCCUUAAUUAAUUUAUAUAACAAUAAUUAAGGAGAGGAUGUGAUAAGCUAAGAUUGACCAAAAUCCUUAGUUACACCCUUAAUUGGAUAAAUAUCUUCCUAAAUCAAUCUUGAUAUUCUCUUUAAUAGUAUACUCUACACGAUCCUAGCAUUACUCGAUCUCCUCAUUGUAUAUCUUUUCCAAAGUUUUUUUUUUUUCUUUUUUUUUUUUUUUUUUGUACAACGAUAUUUUUUCCAAGUUGUUGAGAUCAUUUGUGACGUUGAUAGGAAGUGCCAUUUGGCAAGAGGGAAAUAGGGUUGCCGUUUGUUUUUCUUCUUUUCAAUUCUCGGUAAGAUGGACGGUGAAUACGGCGGCGUAUCAUCCCUUGCGCAACCACUCGUGGAGGAAUUAGAGGCGGCGACGACAACCGAUGAUAAAUAUAAGGUGUCCGUUGAAGAAUCCAACACCUCUUUCUCCAAAAGUCUAUUCAAUUGUGCCAACACUAUCUUAGGAAAUGGAGUUCUGAUAGUCCCCUAUGCAUUAGCUGCUGGAGGUUGGUGGAGCUUAGCAUUGCUUUUCAUUAUAUCUGCGGCAGCUACCUACACAGGCUUACUAAUAAAGCGAUGCAUGGAGGCGGAUCCAAGGAUCAAAACUUACACACACAUAGGAGAAUAUGCUUUUGGAGAAAUCGGCAAAGUAAUCGUAACCAUCAUUUUAUACGCAGACCUUUAUAUGGUCACUACAGGGUUCUUGAUCAUAGAAGGUGAUAAUCUACACAACUUAUUCCCAAACUUAUCACUUGAAGCAUUCGGAUUCUCAAUUGACGGAAAAUCAACCUUGAUCAUUAUCGUCGCUCUAGUUCUUCUCCCUAUAAUUUUGUUGGAUAAUAUAAGCAUUUUGGCCUACAUCUCUGCUACCGGCGUCUUCGCUUCUGUUUUGAUUCUUGUAGCCGUAGUAUGGGUUGGAGUAUUUGAUGGUAUUGGAUUCCAUCACGUAGAAGAUUCGGCUUUCGAAUGGAAAGGAAUCCCAACUGCUAUCAGCUUAUACAUGUUAUGUUUUAGUUCGCAUCCUGUUUUUCCUGCCUUGUACACUUCGAUGCAGAAAAAACAAGAUUUCUCCAAGGUUUUACUCCUGUGCUUCACACUCUCCACCUUCAUUUACGUUUCGAUGGCAGUUUUCGGGUACUUGAUGUUCGGCUCAAGUGCCGAAUCACAGAUAACUUUAAACCUUCCAACAGACAAAGUAAGCUCGCAAAUAGCAAUCUACACCACAUUGAUCAGUCCUAUUGCAAAAUAUGCAUUGAUAUUUAAGCCUAUUGUUAUUUCGACGGAAUGUUGGUUUUCGAUUGAAUACCAAAAGAGAAAGUGGUUUAAGGUUACAAUUAGAGUAGCAUUGCUCGUUUCACAAGUUGUUGUAGCGUUGACUCUUCCGUUUUUCGGAUAUCUCAUGUCGUUGACUGGAGCGUUGUUAUGUGCUACGGCGUCGUUUGCAAUGCCAUGUUUGUGUUAUUUGAAGAUUUCAAGUACUAAUGGUAAGUCUAGUCGGGGAUUCGUUGAAUGGUUCUUCAUUUGGGGCAUUGUAUGUUUAAGUAUUAUGAUACUCAUGUCCGGUACAUACACCUCAAUUGUUGAUAUAGUGGCAAAAGUCACACCUUGAUUCAUUACUCUGAUUUUUUGUGCUUUUUAUAAAUUUUGUGGUUGUGUUUUGAAAUGAAUUUUUAAGUACUA